GCAUGGAAAAUUGUGGAAUAAUUGGUAAUAGAAAUUUGGAAGAAUGGAAAAUCAAUCGCGAAUUCUUAAUAAGAAUAGCGAGGUCGAAAAAAUUUUUAAGAAUGAUUGCAGAAAAAUCUUAUGAAACGGUUGCAGAUAUGUUUAAAUUAUGGGAUAUUAUGAUAAAUGACAAGCGAGAUAUUGAUUUUUCUAAAUGGUUAGAAAAGUUUGCUGGAGAUAUAGCGAUCUCAACAUCAACUGGCUAUCUACUUACACAAUGCUUCCUUAUCUUAAUUCGUUGGGAUAUGAUUAUAAUCUCGAUAAUGUUCCAACUUCAGAACGGGAACAAUCUUCGAAAUUGA
Molecule: messenger RNA, 341 nt
Organism: Dentiscutata heterogama
Lineage: Eukaryota; Fungi; Glomeromycota; Glomeromycetes; Diversisporales; Gigasporaceae
Source: the annotation of a GenBank genome assembly